GGGAAGACGGAAGUCGCGUGCGCCGGGGAAGUUGGUUUAGUGGAGGCACAUUCGACCGGCAGGAUGAAAGUGAAAAUGUUGAGCCGGAACCCGGACCAUUAUGUCCGAGAAACCAAGCUGGACCUUCAAAAAGUUCCAAGAAACUAUGAUCCUGCAUUGCAUCCUUUUGAAGUUCCACGGGAAUAUACAAGAGCUCUAAAUGCUGUCAAACUGGAACGAGUAUUUGCAAAACCAUUUCUUGCUUCCCUUGAUGGUCACAGAGAUGGAGUAAAUUGCAUGGCAAAACAUCCAAAGAGUUUAUCUACUGUACUUUCUGGAGCCUGUGAUGGAGAGGUUAGAAUUUGGAACUUGACUAAACGAGAAUGCAUUCGUACGUUGCAAGCCCAUGAAGGUUUUGUAAGAGGAAUGUGUACUCACUACUGUGGAACUUCUUUCUUUACGGUUGGUGAUGACAAGACUGUGAAGCAGUGGAAAAUGGAUGGGCCAGAAUAUGGAGAAGAGGAGGAGCCUUUACAUACAAUAUUAGGAAAGACAGUAUUUACAGGAAUUGAUCAUCAUUGGAAAAAAGAUGUUUUUGCUACAUGUGGACAACAGGUGGACAUCUGGGAUGAACAAAGAACCAGUCCUAUUUGUUCAUUGACUUGGGGGUUUGACAGUAUAAGCAGUGUUAAAUUUAACCCAGUUGAGACUAAUAUCUUGGGAAGUUGUGCUUCUGACAGAAAUAUAGUGCUAUAUGAUAUGAGGCAAGCCACCCCUUUAAAGAAGGUCAUUUUGGAUAUGAGGACAAAUACACUUUGUUGGAAUCCAAUGGAAGCUUUUGUUUUCACUGCAGCAAAUGAAGAUUAUAACUUAUAUACAUUUGAUAUGCGUUCCCUUGAUGAACCUGUGAAAGUACAUAUGGAUCAUGUAUCUGCAGUCCUUGAUGUGGAUUACUCACCUACAGGGAAAGAAUUUGUGUCUGCUAGUUUUGACAAAUCUAUUCGAAUCUUCCCUGUAGACCAAAUUCAUAGCAGAGAAGUAUAUCACACAAAGAGAAUGCAGCAUGUUAUCUCUGUGAAAUGGACAUCUGACAACAAAUACAUUUUGUGUGGAUCAGAUGAAAUGAAUAUUCGACUCUGGAAAGCCAAUGCUUCUGAAAAAUUGGGUGUGCUUACAUCAAGAGAAAAGGCAGCCUUUAAUUAUAACCUGAAGUUGAAGGAGAAGUUCAAAUACCAUCCUCAGAUAAGUCGCAUAGCUCGACAUCGUCAUUUGCCUAAGACCAUCUAUGGCCAAAUUAAGGAGCAACGCAUCAUGAAACAAGCUCGUCAGCGGAAGGAAAUGAAUCGUAUCAAACAUAGCAAACCUGGGUCUAUACCAUUUGUGCCAGAGAAGAAGAAGCAUAUAGUGGCUGUUGUGAAAUAACAUUUGAGAUAUCUGCUGAUUUUUGAGAAUCACAUAACCCGGAACUGAGUAACAUCAUCAAACUCAAUGUAUUCCUGUUAUACAUGGGAAAAUUGAGACCUAGAGAAGUGUGAACUGACUUGUCUAGGUCAUGAAGUAACAGAACCAAGUUGUUUGGCAUCCUAGUCCAGUGCUGUUUCUACUAUACCAAACUAUCACUCAUUCUUAAAUUUGGAAAAGCAUCUCUAUUUGACUUUUUUUGUUGUUGGUAUAUGUCUGUUUUCAGAGUUAGUUGUCUUACCUUAAGACAGAACUUGUCUUUUUGAAAAUUUUUUUGUACAUUUUUCGACAAAUUUAUAGUACAUGUACUCUUGCAAAACGCAAUAAAUAUUAAUACUAAAAAAUGCUAGCAGAUAUUCAUUUUAUGUGCUACCUGAAAGCUAAAGACAACCAUUAGCAAAGUUCUUGACCAGCAUUAUGUUAAAGCACUGGUUUAUUAUUAAUUUGCAAGAAAAUGUCACCUAUUGAGUCACUGGCAUCACCACCUGCAACAACCUGUGGUUACCAUAGUGAUGUCUCACAGUGAAUUGUGCACAACAGAACAUGACUCAUUAAUUAAGGUCAUGAGCAAUUUCCUGCAAUUCAAAGCAAUUUCCUAAUUUAGAAUUUGGAGCACAACUUUAAUUACUUUAAGAUAAAAACUUUACUGAGCACAACCUGUUGAAAUUUGUAAAGAAAAACAUACAAUAAGCAAAGUUGUCAGGACAAAAUUGGGAAUAUAAUGAUCUAAAUCAGACACUGAAGAGAAUGGACUAUUUCUUAGAGGCUUAAAGUAUUCCUGAGAAGGAAGAAGAAUCCAGAAUGCUAUUCCACCAUCCAAAUUUUUUUUACAGAAAAGUAAAGCAAUUAAGAUGAGUUUAUCCCCCUGUACUCAGCUCCAUAAUAGCUAAUUCUUCAAUGCAGAGCAAAGCUUUCACCAAAUGCUUCCUGAUCAGCCUGAACCAGUGUAUGCAGUUUGGGAUUUGAAGAGCCAUCUCUGCAAUGGCCUGUCCCCAGGUUCAGCCUAAGCCCUGUUGUAUGAACUCCACCCAAUGUCUCCAAACUGGACAGUCCAAUUUUGUGUACCCUGGGACCCAACACAGCUCCAAGCUCUGUAUAACAUAGACAGCUUUACAUAUCAUGGGACUCUGGCUCUUGUUCAGAACUAUAGUACAUGACAUCUAGCACAAAAGUUAAGGAAACAGAAAAAUAAAAACUAAAAAUGGCAGACCUGA
Messenger RNA from Monodelphis domestica (gray short-tailed opossum), 2654 nucleotides. RefSeq names its product DDB1 and CUL4 associated factor 13 (gene DCAF13). The record is from RefSeq and is a predicted model, not a curated record. NCBI's taxonomy places the organism in Eukaryota, Metazoa, Chordata, Mammalia, Didelphimorphia, Didelphidae. Gene Ontology annotation, biological process: maturation of SSU-rRNA from tricistronic rRNA transcript (SSU-rRNA, 5.8S rRNA, LSU-rRNA). Gene Ontology annotation, cellular component: small-subunit processome; nucleolus. Gene Ontology annotation, molecular function: protein binding.